UUGCGCACAUUUUUAUCACCUUCAGUUCCAAGUGUCUUAUUCCAUAGACCUCUAACGUGCAAGAAAAAGUUUGAGUCACUUCCCAGUGGCUACAGGGCUGGAGGACAAUCCAGGCUCCUCCCUUGCACAACGUCACUUGAUCCCGAUCUCUCCCAAAGCGUCAGAGAGAGUCAGCGGCACAUUGUGGUGGCAGAUCCAUGGGGCGGUCCGAAUAGCGGGGUAAAGCUACACUGUAUUUCAGUCAAAAAAGAAGAAGAGAAGGGGGCGCUUCCACCAUUUCCACAGUUAUAGCAACUUCACCGGCCUGGUGAUUCCUCCGGCUGGCAGUGGCAGCAGACAGGGACAGCCGGGAAUUUAAGGACAUUGAACAGGGACGGUGCCAGCAGACUAUCUGUAAGGUGCUAUGACUGUUUUGCAAAAGGGAGAAAAGUAAGACAUUUCCCCGGAGGAACUCUCGGAAGUGCGGAAACUUCCCAGCGCAGCAUCGACCGAGGACCUCCCGCCCACUUUACCUCUGAACCACAGUACUGGAAACGGGAGAGAGCGAGGGAGAGAGAGAGAGAGAGAGAAAGAGAGAGAGAGAAAGAGAGAGAGAGUUGUGCAGCCGCUGUGGUGAACGGAGCAACAAAGGCUGGAUGGUGAAGAACCAACUCUCCUUCCUCUCUUCGCUUGCUGUUCCUAUAAAAGACUCCAUCAUCUAAACAGCAGCUUUGCAGCCGCGUGGGUCUCGUUUUGAGAACCCGGUCAGGCUCGACUCAGUGCAAACUCUCCGCCUGCCAGGGAACCGCAGCAGACGUGAAAUUGAUGCUUUGGCACGGAGGGGCGCACGACCGAUCCUCUAGUUUCGCGAAAGUCUGCUUCUGCUCAGUGAGAGAGGUAGAAUAGUUGGGGCCGAAGUGGGAUUUGCAGAAGUUGCAUGCUUGGUCUUUGUCGUCUCGAGUGAGCCAUAUCAAUCCACUCCUUGGCUGAUCUGAGAAGAUCGAGAGAGUUGAGGUGCCAUGGCGAUGUGUGUGGGGAUAUGGAUACUCCUGUUGGCGCUGCACACCCAAGCUGGCAAUGGACAGAUGGUACAGAUGGACCCCAGUAAGUCUGGAUUUGUGGGUUCACAAGUGGAGCUGCGCUGCAUUUUCAGCAACAGUAACCCGCCAGUCAAGAUCUCUCAAGUCACCUGGCAGAAGCUCCUCAAUGGCACCAAGCAGAACGUAGCCAUAGCCAACCCAGCCCUGGGUGUGUCCGUUCUGCCACCCUUCAAGGAGCGGGUCAGCUUCAAGCAGGCAGCGGUUCGUCACCGUACGCCCUCACUGGAGGACACCACCAUCGUGUUCUCCAACCUGCAGCUGUCUGAUGAAGCUGCCUACAUCUGCGAAUAUACCACGUUUCCUGCAGGCAACCGGGAGAACAUGGUCAACCUCACUGUAUAUGCUCGGCCUAUGACACGUAUGACCUUGACAAGACCCACGAUUGUGGCCAAGCCCCAGAAGUCCAAGAUGACUGUUGCCACUUGUGUAUCAGCCAAUGGGAAGCCUCCAAGUGUGAUCAAAUGGGACACCAGGUUGAAGGGCGAAGCCACCCACCAGGAAACUCGCAACCAAAACGGAACAGUGACAGUGUGGAGCAACUACAUGGUGACACCGAGCCGUGAGACCCACAGACAGAAGCUCACAUGUAUCGUGACGUACCGAAAUGAAAAGAUCACAGACAGCGUGGUGCUCAAUGUGCAGUAUGAACCUGAGGUGAAGAUCGAGGGCUUUGAUGGAAACUGGCACCUGAACCGUCAGAAUGUUCAGCUGACCUGCCGGGCUGAUGCUAACCCGCCCGUCACGAUCUACCAGUGGAAACUCUUGAAUGGCUCCCUGCCCAGUAAUGUGGAGAUUAAGAACAACACUCUGUUCUUCAAGGGGUCAGUGACCUAUGACCUGGCCGGGACAUACGUCUGUGAUGCGACUAACGGCAUCGGGACGCGCACCGGCAGCGUGGAGGUCAACAUCACAGAGAAGCCAUUGCCGCAGGGUCCCCCAGGUGGUGUUAUUGGGAUCCUUGGAGGUGUUGUUGCCAUUGGACUCAUCAUCGGCGUGGCUGUUACUGUUUUCAUGGUCCAUCGGCGGCAGCAGAAGACCCGCACUGAGACAGAUAAUGACCUCAUUGCUGUUGCUGCUGUUGCUGAUAGUUGUGUGACAAAGGCUCCAGAGAAGCCAGAGUCCCCCACAAGGACUGACCUCCCACCUGCCCACAAACCUGCCCCUCCCCCGCCCAAAAAAAAGAACAGUGACAUGAAGGGACACUUGACAUCCGAUGAGAUCCAGGUGGUUCAUCUCGACAAGGAGGAGGAAAUACAGAAGCUUCCUCGUCAGCCUCCUUAUUACGACAUGGCACCCUCUGAGUUGACCCCCCUCACUGAUAAGCUGGACACUGGGAGGCGUCCAGAAGAGUUGUUGAAUCCGGCUGAAUAUGUGAGCUACCAGCACAUCAGCAACAUGGAGCACUUCCCUGAGUCUCGGCCCGCCCUAGCUUACCCUCCGGUUGCCUUCUUGCCUCAGCACCCCUACACACAACAACCGUCCAACGAGCCCAUGUACUCCAACACCAACGUCUCAGCCUCUGGCCCUCAGGCUCCAUUCACAUUCCCCAAGGAGCAAUCCGUGUGACAUGCCAAUAGCUCUUAGCUCUGCAAGACACAACAAGUUAGUGGCACAAAUGCGUCAUGGAAAACAAAGCUCUGCCAAACACGUCCGUUCCCAGCUCACUUCUGUUUGUUCAGUAAGCUUAAAACUCUUGUGGGCGUCCCCCUGUCAUGGUGAGAGUGUCUGUAACUUGUGGCCCUUAGUCCCCUGUGUGUCAUGCACUGCUUGCUCCACUGGAGCUGUUUGUGGGACCCUGUUCACCCUGUGAUGUUAGCGUGCCCGACACCGACUGCUCUCCUCCAGCCCUCUCUCCUUCACCUUUCACAUGUGCCCACUCACCCUGUCUUUGAUUGCUUCCUCACCUUUUGCCAACUGUCUAAACCAGGUACACAACAUGCCAUCGUGUCACUACUCAAAUCAUAAUUUUUCACUUUUUUUUACAGCUCCCAUAGUGAUAGUUACCUUUUAUAGCAACGUGCUUCUUUUGUUUGUUUUCUCUUUGUCUGUCAAUCAUGUGCUUGCUUCUUUAAAAGUGAUAUAUUAUACUAUAUGUGUGAUUGGAUGUGCUCUGUUCAAAAAAUGCCAUUUGAUUUGUAAACCUAAUUAUCAAUCUAUAAUGACAUGGACUUCCCCUUUAAUGACAGUUAAUGACAGGGUUGUUAUUGGAAGAUUUAAAUUGGCAGUCUCUCAACUGAAUCCUUCAUUACUUUUCAUAAUGGCUUUGCUGUUACGGACUUUGACUGGAUAUUUCGGACUAUUAGAGGCAAAUGUUAUCCUCAUUAGCUACAAAGAAAAACAAAGGGCUCGAGAUUCAACCGUAUCUGCUUUCUUCCAUUUCUCCAUUUAUUAUUAUCCAACCAUGCUGGUUAUUAUUAUUAUUAUUAUUAUUAUUAUCUACCAGUAGUUGCCAAAGACAUAUAGUUUCAUUGUCUUUUGUCCAUUAUUUUUCAUGCCACUGCUUACAUUCAGACUACACUGCUUAAUGGGAGAUAAACAUAAUUGAUUGGCAGUGUGUUACACAUUCCCAGUUUACAUUAUCGCUUUGCCAUAUGCGGUAUUUUCCAUAUCUGUAAGAGAAAAUGUGAGCUCCUCACAGGGGCUGGUUUGAGGCUCAUGGCAUUGUGGGUCCUUUGUGUUUGUGCAGAGUUGUUCUUUAUGUAGGUGCAAUAGAUGAAGACAAUCACAUACUUGGGUUGUCCUGGGAAAAAGACACAGCUAAAGUAGUUUUAAGUUGCUCUACUCAUACUGUACGUAUGCACCUAGACUUUUUCAAGGACAGCCCACACAUUUAACGUAUUUAAAUAUUUUUUAAUUGAUUUUUAGUAAUAUAGCCUAAAGAGUUUAGAAACACUGAGUAGAAAAGCUUGCUACUGUAUUUUUUUAGAAAAUGCUUAGUUAUAUACGAUCGUACUCCUCUGACUCUUAGUGUCCAUUUGAAGCUGUGACUGUUAAUUUCAGACCAUACAUAAGCGGAUGUGCUUGACGAGCCAGUUUUAAGAAGCUGCCUCACACACACAAAUCCUCACCACACAUUUGCGUCAAAAUAACGUUCACAUUUUUGGCCAUGUCAGAUGUAAGAAUAAUGGCAAUACCUGUGUUUGUGCUCAAUGUGAAAAAGAUCCUUGAGGUGUUGAAGGUCAUUUAGUGUUUGCUCUUAAUGGUGAUGGUUAACUGAGCGUGAAACUUGUGAGACUUUUUCCUGUGCUCACCUUGUCGUCUUGCAUUGGCUCGAUAUGUGUGCUAGCAUUUAGUUCAAGCAGUGGUCUCCUGUUGGAACUGCUGAAGGAGUUUGAUAUUGCUGUACCUGCUGUGUGAAAAAACACUGACACACUACUUUGUCUUUUUGUGACACAUUUACUAUUCGCAAGAUCCUUUUUCAUUAUUAUUGUUAUUAUGAUGAUGUAAGUUCUUUCUGCAAAAGAUGUUUAAAAUUGCAUUUACAUGUAUUCACUUUCAGAUCCUUAUGUUUUCAUUCACAUUGCAUUAUUUCAAAUGUCCUGAAGAUAGCUACCAUGUUUGUUUCCACCCUAGACCUUUUUUCUUUUGUGUUUUGUAAGACUAAAUUUUAGUUUUUUUAGUUGUUUUUUUUACAUACGUACAUACAGUAUAUAGAGUUUGAGCACAUUGACUUGUAAUGUACAUUUGUGGAAGGAUAAGGCCUGAAUAAAUGUUAGGGUUAUGAGCUCUUUGGUGUCCAGGGAGAAAUGAUGUGAAACAAUUUAACCUGUUUUCUUUCUUUUUUUAAAUUUGGAGUUAUGUUGUAAAUAUUAACAGUGUAUCUGAU
Messenger RNA from Monopterus albus (swamp eel), 4905 nucleotides. It is a transcript of the gene nectin1b, whose product is annotated as nectin cell adhesion molecule 1b. Bases 999 to 2645 code for a protein of 548 amino acids. NCBI's taxonomy places the organism in Eukaryota, Metazoa, Chordata, Actinopteri, Synbranchiformes, Synbranchidae. The transcript is spliced from 10 exons. The record is from RefSeq and is a predicted model, not a curated record. Gene Ontology annotation, biological process: protein localization to cell junction; heterophilic cell-cell adhesion; homophilic cell-cell adhesion. Gene Ontology annotation, cellular component: adherens junction.